Messenger RNA from Gasterosteus aculeatus aculeatus (three-spined stickleback), 1978 nucleotides. The record is from RefSeq and is a predicted model, not a curated record. Lineage: Eukaryota; Metazoa; Chordata; Actinopteri; Perciformes; Gasterosteidae.
GAAUUGUUUAUCAUUACCAUUAUUUAUGUGCGUUAUUUAUGACUGAAAGUUCUAUCGCAAACAAUAAUAAAUAAUAACACGAUAAUGCAUUCACUUGGUCCUCAUUAGCAUAUUGAAUAAACGAUACAUAAACAACGUAACGUUACAAUUAUUGAUAGCUAACGUUAGCUCGCUGUGUUAAACGUUGAAGCUAAUGUAACGGUAAUGACUACCAACGUUAUAUCUAACUAGCUACAAUGUUGAAUUCACGUUAGCAGGAUAUGCAUAAUGCCAGAGCUUUAAUGUAACGCACGCAACUAUUUGCUGGUUAUCAAUACCCGCUUUGUGCGACGCUUUUCCCCCACAGCUUUCAUGUUUUCUGUUUGCAUCGUUACUUCUGCGAUCAGUCCCUGCUGUGGAAUCAAUGACUAAUACGCUUUACGGCACAACUAACGACAUACAUACUGCAAAACCGAUCCGGCUCGAUAUACCUUUACCAGGACAGACAUAAUGGAUGAAGAACCAGAGAGAACCAAGCGCUGGGAAGGCGGCUAUGAGAGGACAUGGGAGGUGCUGAAGGAGGACGAAUCUGGCUCCCUAAAAGCCACAGUAGAAGAGAUCCUGUUCCAGUCCAAAAGGAAAAGGGUCACAGAGAGCCACGGACAAGUGCGCCUUGGAAUGAUGCGACACCUCCACGUGGUGAUCGACUGUUCAAGAACUAUGGACGACCAUGACCUGAAACCGAACCGCCUCACCGCCUCCCUGAAGCUGCUGGAAACCUUUGUCGAGGACUACUUUGACCAAAACCCCAUCAGCCAGCUGGGCCUGAUCACCACCAAGAAUAAAAGAGCAGAGAAGCUGACUGACUUGGCAGGAAAUCCAAAGAAACACAUCGUUGCCUUGAAGAAAGCAGUGGACACUGUGUGUAUCGGCGAGCCGUCCCUUUACAACUCUCUCCACCUGGCCAUACAGACACUCAAGCACAUGCCUGGACACACCAGUCGGGAGAUCCUGGUAAUCCUCAGCAGCCUCACCACAUGUGACCCCGCCAACAUCUGUGAGCUGAUUAAGACCCUGAAGUCUCUGAAGGUGAGGGUCUCUGUGAUUGGCCUGUCAGCGGAGGUCAGGGUGUGUACGGUAUUGACCCGGGAGACGGGCGGCUCCUACCACGUCAUCCUGGAUGAGAGUCACUUCAAAGAGCUGCUGAUGCUGCACGUCAAACCGCCCCCAGCCAGCUCCUCAUCCGAGUGCUCGCUGAUACGCAUGGGUUUUCCUCAGCACACCGUCGCCUACCUGAGUGACCAGGACGCCAAGCCCUCAUUCAGCAUGGCGCAUCUGGACAGUAGCGGUGGUGCCGGUCUGUCUCUGGGAGGAUACUUCUGUCCGCAAUGCCACGCCAAGUACACCGAGCUUCCUGUGGAGUGUAAAGUCUGUGGUUUGACUCUGGUGUCGGCGCCCCAUCUGGCCAGAUCCUUCCACCACCUUUUCCCCCUCCAAGCCUUCACGGAGAGCCCUGCAGAGGGGCUCCACGUAGACAGGUUCUGUCAGGCUUGUCAAGGGGAGCUGAAAGACAAAAGUAUAUUCACCUGUCCGAUAUGUGGAGGUGUGUUCUGUUCGGAGUGUGAUCUCUUCAUCCAUGACUCGCUGCACUGCUGCCCCUGCUGUAUUCACAACCCAAGCAACCCCUGAAGCAAUGAGGCUAACUAUACUGCGUGGUCACCGUCUUAUAGAAUGCCUAUGGUGCACACAGGGAAUGCACCAUAUUUCAAAAGUGUUGAAGACUUGAUACCCGAUGGGACAAUCUCGGUAUGUCAUUAAAGGUUCACCAGCUUCUUAAGUUUGGCCAAAGCUUCUGUCCGCUGUGAGGACUGCUUCCGAGCUGCUGCACGCCCAGCUGUGAAAUAGCACAACACACUUAUUUCUGUCAGAAAUCAUUUCUGUGUAUUGUUUACACACACUUUUGUACUACAGUUUGUGAAUAAAACCCUUUUUCUUCCCU